Molecule: messenger RNA, 1675 nt
Organism: Cajanus cajan (pigeon pea)
Lineage: Eukaryota; Viridiplantae; Streptophyta; Magnoliopsida; Fabales; Fabaceae
Product: putative pectate lyase 12
Molecular function (GO): pectate lyase activity
Source: RefSeq, a predicted model, not a curated record
CUGCUUCUGUUCACACUGAACCUCCUUCCUUCCUUAUCAUUCUAAUCGCUCACUUCACUUUCUCCGCUUAUUAAUUGACCUAACCCAACACUGGCUAACACUUUUCGACAACUUGCCAUGCCACAGUGAAGUGACUGAAACAUCAACAAUGCUCCAAACAACCUGCAUUUUGCUGCUCUCAGUCCUCACCUCCUUUUCACCUCUUGCAACUGCAAUGCUCAACCUAACUCUUCCCGGAGCACACCCAGACCCAGAAGCUGUUGCCCACGAAGUUCAUAGGAAGGUUAAUGCUUCGAUUGCAAGAAGGGAAAUGCUGGCAGUGUCAGAGAAAGACGAGUCAUCGUGUUUAACGGGUAACCCCAUCGAUGAUUGUUGGAAAUGUGACCCAGAUUGGCCCAAUAACCGGCAGAGAUUAGCAGACUGCGCCAUUGGGUUUGGUCAGUAUGCCAAGGGAGGGAAAGGUGGUGAGUUUUAUGUUGUCACUGACUCCUCUGAUGAUGACCCUGUUAACCCAAGACCUGGCACGCUUAGAUACGCAGUCAUACAGAACGAGCCACUGUGGAUCGUGUUCCCUAGUAACAUGAUGAUUAAGCUCUCUCAAGAGCUUAUUUUUAACAGCUAUAAGACCAUCGAUGGACGCGGCGCUGAUGUGCACAUUGUCGGAGGAGGCUGCAUUACUUUGCAGUAUAUAAGCAAUGUUAUCAUACACAAUAUUCAUAUCCAUCAUUGUCAUCCCUCAGGGAACACCAACGUUCGAUCAAGUCCAGAGCACUACGGUUUUCGGACAGAAUCAGACGGUGACGGGAUUUCCAUAUUCGGGUCAAAGGACAUAUGGAUUGACCACUGCACGCUAUCACGGUGCAAGGAUGGGCUCAUAGACGCGGUGAUGGGUUCCACCGGAAUAACCAUCUCCAACAACUUCCUCUCCCACCACAAUGAGGUCAUGCUCCUUGGCCACAGCGACGACUACCUCCCGGACUCAGGAAUGCAGGUCACCAUCGCCUUCAACCACUUCGGGGAGAAGCUCGUCCAGCGAAUGCCGCGGUGCCGGAGGGGCUACAUCCAUGUGGUCAACAACGACUUCACUCAGUGGGAGAUGUAUGCCAUUGGGGGCAGUGGUGAGCCCACCAUUAACAGCCAGGGCAACCGCUACUACGCACCACAGAACCCCUUUGCCAAGGAGGUUACUAAGAGAGUUGACACACAACAGUCCAAGUGGAAGGGAUGGAACUGGAGGUCUGAGGGUGAUAUUCUGCUCAAUGGAGCUUUCUUUGUUGCUUCUGGGGAAGGACUUGAGGUUAAGUAUGAGAAGGCAUACAGCGUUGAGCCUAAGUCUGCUGAUCGCAUUACUUUUCUCACCAUGUCCGCAGGUGUUCUUGGCAAUGCUAGGGAUAACAACCUUGGAAUGUGGAGCAGAGGACCUGGGGAUGAUGCUCCCGAUUCCAGCUUUGAAUACACCGAUGACAUGUCCUUCACUGCAACGAUGCUUCUGCCAUCUUUUCUUCUCUUGUUCUCUUGCACAAUACUGUUGACGGUUAUUCUAUGACAAAACUAACCAUUUACUGAUCUUGCGUCCGCAAUGUAACGAGACGCUUUUGUUUCAUUUCUCUUCAUUGGAAUGAAAAUUGCCUGUCCUCAAGUCUAUCAAUGGAUCAGGCAAUCAUUUAAGACAGUA